Molecule: messenger RNA, 1553 nt
Organism: Emericellopsis atlantica
Lineage: Eukaryota; Fungi; Ascomycota; Sordariomycetes; Hypocreales; Bionectriaceae
Product: BZIP-type transcription factor
Exons: 2
Coding region: 392-1504 (370 amino acids)
Cellular component (GO): RNA polymerase II transcription regulator complex
Molecular function (GO): DNA-binding transcription activator activity, RNA polymerase II-specific; transcription cis-regulatory region binding
Source: RefSeq, a predicted model, not a curated record
CGUUGGUAGAUAAAAAAGCCAAAAACGAUGACGACUUUCUGUACCUUAUGCUUGGAUGUCCGUCCAAAUCGCGUGUGACAUGAUGCAGGGCAUGGACUGCCGUCAAUUCCGAACUUGUUUGGGCGACUAUAUAUUGAUUCUCGAGGUAUGGCGAAAGAUAACAAUCGAUGUCAUCGCACAGGACGGCAGGAACCGCUGUGACGCGCUGUUGGGCAUUAGACUCUAUAACCGCCGUUUCCCCAUAAGGUAUUGAGUUCUCGCGACGUCCCGACAUGGAAAUCUGACUCUCUUCCAUCCCCACGCUUACCCACUAUCAUGACAUUUGUAUCUCCUCCCGCCCAUUGAAUACUCAAUCAUUGCCGAAGUUGCGAUAAAGAAAGGAAAGGCUACCAUGGCUGACGACCCUCAACGUCAUUCCCUCGCAGCGAUGCUUAGAAAGGGCAAGCAGCGCCUAUUCAGUACCACGUCCACCUCUUCAGAUUCACAAGCCCCAGCACCCUCAUCACAUCAAUCAUCAUCUACCACGCAGACGCCACCAGACGGCGGCGACACACAGCAAGUCACAAAGCAACAGGCGCGACGCGCCCAGGUCCGAUCGGCACAGCUCAGACACCGACAGCGCAAGGCAGAUCACCAGAAGGAGCUCGAACUCGAUGUCAGCCGUUAUCGAGGUCUGAUCGCCAGUGCGCGGGACGACGCGGAGGCUUUGCGCAAGGAAAAUGAAGCGAUGAUGACAGCGCUCCGUGAGCUGGGCGUGUGCAGCACACAGCAGGAUGGCAACGGGAACGCAGCGCCUGAAUUGUUCAGCGGUGUCCAUGUCGACGAUGUGGCAGUGUGUCUGAAAUAUGACGAGAGCCUCGACUCGGCCUGCUUCACAAUCAGCAGCACACCGCCGAGCCUGGUGACAGCAUCGACUGCAGCGACAAGCACCGUGAGCAAUGAAUCAAUGACGAGGCAACAAGAGGACGCGGCUAUCAACUUCGUACUCGCCUUGGAGCACGUGUGCUGGGAUCACUACACGAUGGGCGACUUUGCCCACCAUGCGCAGCCAACGCUCACUGGUGACGAGGAUGACAAGAACCAGGGGCAUCAUCUCAUGGCCACCGCGCUCUGCAUGGAGGAUGCCCCCGAGGAAGUGUACGGUUCGAGAACAGCGUUUUCUUCCAAUCACCACCAUCCGUCGAUACCAUUCCUGUCACGGCGACCGGUGGCGCCCUCACCUCCGCCAGAGCUCCGUUGGGAGGCAUCUGGCAUCACGCUGUCCAAUCUGCGAGGCUUAGCCGCGUCGCUGAACCCAGGACCGGAGGAGGUGACACCAGUGCAGGCGUGGUUCGAGCUGGCCGAGCGGUACUCGCCGGUAACGUUGGUGGAGAGCGGCAUGUUGCAAGCUCUUCAGUUACAACUCAAGGGUGUAGUCCGUUGUGUAAGCUUUGGCGCAGCCAUGGAGAGGGCGGCUUUCGAAAGUGUGGUCGAGCGCGUACUGCAGCAACAUCAAAUACAGUGAACACGCUUAACUCUUAUAUUGUCAUUGGUGAGUAAGUCUACCUGCACAU